AGCCGCCCCUUUACCCCGGCCCGUGCCGAGGAGCCCCCUCGCGGGUGCCGCUCCUCGGCUGCGGGCUCCUCCCUGGCCGCUCCCGUGGGGCGGGAUGGGACCCGCCGGAGGGUCUCGCCUCCGCCGAGCCGGGGCCUGGGGAUCAGGGGGGAGUCGGACCCGGCGUGCCCACCCCGCUGUUGGUACCUGCACACAGGUGCUGGCGCCCUGCGAGAGCGGCUCGGCCCUGCUGCAGUGGGGUUCAGCAUCCGGAUAGCUCGCAACGGGACCAGCGAUGUCAAGGCUGUGUCACGGUGCCGGCAGCGUGCUGACCUGAGCCCUGCUGCUGAGUCCUGCAGGCUCUGGAGCAGCCCGACAUAACCUAUUAGUCAUUUUUAAAGAGAGUCACUUGCUAACAGAGUAUAUUUAAACAGAAAUUCUGCUCGGGGCUGGUGGCCUGUGCCAGAAGGGGUGACAGUGGUGACAGUGACUGUCUUUAAACAUCCCUCAGGAAGGUUUGGAAAGGAACAAGGGUAUUGAACAGCUCACCUGCUCACAGGGCAGGAUUUCCCCUAAGCCAUGGGCCAUGGGGACCUGUGCUGAAGUUCCUGUUUGUCUCUUCUGGCAUUUGCAUUUUGGUCUUUGCUUUAGAAAUACUGGGUCACACACUGCUCCUCAAAUAGCCAAUCAGGUUAGCUCAGCUGGGCUUGGUUUGAGAUGUUUCUGUGCAGGGAAGUGAAAUUUGUGAGCCUUUUGUGCAGAAAGUGAAGAAACUCACUUAAAGCAGAAGUUUCUGCUUUUGGCUUUGUGGUAAGCACGGUUUGAAAGGGCUGCAAAAAGAGCAGAAUCAAGGUUGAAGAGGGCCCCCCGAGGUUAAGGCAGAAAGCAGGGUUUGGCCUGGAAGGAGCAGGAGUGCUGAUCUGAGCAGUGCCACACGCUCCUGCUUCAGUGGGUUGGAGAUGUCAUCACUAAGCAGCACUACUCAUCCACACCCUUCCCAGGAAUGUUGGUAGCAGGUUGACUGAUACACUGGAGGAAGGUGUUCCCUGGACAGUCCUGGAGACAGAGCAGAUUGCCCUGGUACCCUGUCCCUCCGUGCUGCUGCAAUGAGCGGGAAGUCCUUGCUCCUGAAGGUGAUUCUCCUUGGAGAUGGUGGAGUUGGGAAGAGCUCCCUCAUGAACCGCUACGUCACCAACAAGUUUGACUCGCAGGCGUUCCACACCAUUGGGGUGGAGUUCUUGAACCGGGACCUGGAGGUGGACGGGCGCUUUGUGACCCUGCAGAUCUGGGACACUGCGGGCCAGGAGAGGUUCAAGAGCCUGCGGACGCCCUUCUACCGGGGAGCAGACUGCUGCCUGCUCACCUUCAGCGUGGACGACCGGCAGAGCUUCGAGAACCUCAGUAACUGGCAGAAGGAGUUUAUCUAUUAUGCUGAUGUGAAGGACCCUGAACACUUCCCAUUUGUAGUCCUGGGCAACAAGAUAGACAAACUGGAGAGGCAGGUGAGCACAGAGGAGGCCCGGGCCUGGUGCAUUGAAAACGGUAACUAUCCCUACCUGGAGACUAGUGCCAAGGAUGACACCAAUGUGACAGUGGCCUUUGAGGAAGCCGUGCGACAGGUGCUGGCGGUGGAGGAGCAGCUGGAGCACUGCAUGCUGGGCCACACCAUUGACCUCAACUCCAGCUCCAAAUCAGGCUCAGCCUGUUGCUGAGAGUGGCUGCUGCUGCCUUGGGAGCAGCUGGAUCAAACACACCUGGGCAGCCCUGGGCCUCUCUGAGGAGAGUGGCCACAAGGACAAGAGGUGGUUUGCUCACUGGGGAGCUGCAGCCUCACCAUCUGAAUCCUGCCUGGGGUUUUCAGGCACAGAGCAUGUAUCUGCAGGAGGGAGCUGUUAACAGAGCAUGUGAGCAUAGUCUUGCUUUCAUCUCUGCCUGUUUUAGCAGGUUUAAAGGGCUGAGUUAAAGUCCUUUAAAUUCCCUAAAGACAAUAGGGAUUUGUUCUCUACCAAGAACUGCCUGCAGAGCAAAGCUGAGAGCAUCCUAGACAUUGAAGUAUUUUAGUCCUGAAAUAAAAAAAAAAAUAGACCCACUCAUGACCAUACUGCCAAAGGAAAUCCCACUCAACAUACUGAACAAAACCUGUCCUAAAGACUCUGGCCCAUGUGACUGAGAAAGCCAAAUAGUGGAGUGGCUGGGAUGUGUGUCUGUUCUUUGGGAUAAGUGCAUUGUGUCCUGAGGCUGAAAUGUGAUGAGAAUUGUUAGAGCUCUGACCAGAAGCAACAUGUGAAGGAGAGAGGGGCCUGUGUUUGAAUGUGACAGUAUUGUUUCUUCAUAGCUGCCUAUUUCUGAUCUGUUUUUCCUCACCUCUAACUUUGUCUUGUGUGAGUGUUAUUUUUUGGAGAGACUGUCUGCUUGUUGUUUAAUACAUGUUUUCUUGUCUCUUGUGGAAGCUCAGCCUUGAAGCCCUGGGUGAAAAACACCGCUGUGGAUGUUCACUGGGUCAUAUCAAAGGGUUACUCAGGAGAUCUGGAGUGUGACACUUCAGCUGGUUUCUGUCACAAGUGAUCAUUGUGUUCAGGUGAUGUGCUCUAGCAGGCCAGAUGGCAGGUGGGUGGGCUGUCUCCUGGGUGUGCAGGUGGCUCAUGUGUGGUCAGCUGUUAAACCCACUCUGUCUGGCACCAGUGACCACUGUGCCUCAUCAGCUGGCACAGCCACACCUUCAGUUGCUCUAGCAUGGAUGUUCCCAUGAAUGCUGCAGUGUGGAACCAUUCACCUGGUGUGUCAGGCACUGUUAGCCCAUGCCAUCCUGGCCUCUGAUCCUUCAUAGGAAACCCAGGAUGUUUUAUCUGUAAUUCUGUGACAGACUGGUCAGGUGUCUGCUGGGUUAACUGACUGCUGUGUUCAGUCCAGUGGGGAGAAAACUGCACCACUUUCUCUGUUCAAGAUGUGGGCAGCCCAAGGAGCCUUCUAGAAGGGAUGCCAGGCUUUGCUCCCAUCUCCUGCCCUCUGCUAGGUGUUAGUCCCAGGCUGGCUGUGUAGCAGAGAUGAGCUUGCUGGCUGCUGCCUUUGCCAUUCACACCCCAAGCCCUGCAACCUCCCGUGCAAGCAUUUGGCCAAAGCUGUGGCUGCCCACAGGCACGUAGGAGCCUGCUCCAAGCACGUAUCCACUGGCUGCCGAGUGAUUCCCACUGUGAUCAGCUGCUGGAUGGUGAAUUUUAUAGCUCAAAUCAAGCAACCCUCCUUUAAGCUGUGCUUUAGAGCAGGGCAGUCUCUGCCCUGUUUUGGCAGCUUGUCCCCAUCAAGGCACAGUCUCUGAGCAUGCAGAGCAUGAGCAUUUCCCCCAUUUCUCUGGGGUAAACCAGGAAGAUACUGCCCUUGUCUGCAGGGCAACUGUGUGUGGAAGGGACUGGAGUAUUAGUGCUUUAGGGGGAUCUAAUUUCUAAACAGGCCAGUUGUAUUCCUGGGGAGUGAAUGCUAUUCAGGCAGCUCCCUGAAGGAGAAGGUUCUGCCUCUGUAGGUGAAAGAGAUUUUUACAGGAUAUUAUUGUUACUGUUUAUUUAACCGUGUCUGACCUCCUGAGGCCUCUGGAUUUUUUCUUCAUUAGCACUGCUUGAUAUUUCCUUCAAGGUCCCAGGCUCUGUGACCUGUGCUUCCAGUUCCCAUCCCUGAACAGGCACAGGGGCUCAGGAUGAGAACAGACUUGAGUCCCUCUUUGCUGCCCCCUGGUAGGGGGGCUGCUGAGGGAGCUCCCUGCAGGUGAAACUGCCACUUGCCAUGGAUUUUCUGGGAUCUCUGUGAGGAAUGGCACAUCCUACAGAAGGGGGCAGAGAUUCAGCAUGCCACAGUGCAGGAGGCACAUGUGCAGCUGUUUGCAGCACCCUGUGUGUGUCAAUGCUGGCAGCUAAAGCUCAAGGACCUCGUUGUGCACGUGUUACACAGCACUUUUAUUUCUGACAUAGGAUCACUGACUUUUUAUAUUAACCCCCCCCAUUAUAUCAGGCUUAUGUGUUUUUUUAUAAAAGGUAGAGUAUAAUAUAUUUCAGUUGUUUAAUUUAUUUUAAAUGAAACGCACAAUUCCCAAAGGAGCCAGGAUUUUGAACUCUGUUGCAGUUCAGUGCCAACAGCCAUCCCUUCCCGUGCCCCCUCGUGCUGCUGCGGUUGUUGCUAUUGCUACAGAACUGGAAUUGUAAAACCAAGAGUCUACCUUUAUUUAAGCAAAUAAAACAUGGAUGUAUUCAAGUGAA
Zonotrichia leucophrys gambelii is the source of this 4223-nucleotide messenger RNA. It is a transcript of the gene RAB9B, whose product is annotated as RAB9B, member RAS oncogene family. Gene Ontology annotation, cellular component: late endosome; lysosome; phagocytic vesicle. Lineage: Eukaryota; Metazoa; Chordata; Aves; Passeriformes; Passerellidae. The record is from RefSeq and is a predicted model, not a curated record. The transcript has 3 exons. The coding region runs from base 1086 to 1691 and encodes 201 amino acids. Gene Ontology annotation, molecular function: GTP binding; GTPase activity. Gene Ontology annotation, biological process: retrograde transport, endosome to Golgi; Rab protein signal transduction.